AUGAAUAACGAACCAUCAUGGCUUCUUACCACUGUGACUUGGAAUAAAUCAUCUACUUUUAACAAUGAUACACGAACAACUGACUCCGCUGCCAUCUACGUCUUUACGCCUGCUCCGUACGCGGCAAAACAAGUCCUUGCCUUCUUCCUGGUUUUUUUUGGCGGAAUUGGAUUUGUAGGUUCCUGUCUCAUUUUUUACUUUUUGUGGAAAAAGCCAAGAAAAAAUCCAGUACAGGCAUACCCUUUUGCACAGAAUCUAACCAUGUAUGUAAGAAGUCUCUGUCUGUCAGACCUGCUUUCUUGUGCGGUAUCCUUGCCUCUUGUCUGUUUGCAGAUGUCGUUGGAUGUGUUCCAAAGCGGCUUGGCUUGUAAGCUAGUUCGAUACCUAAACUUCGUCUUUCCUGUCAUCACGAUCAACAAUCUAGUAGUGAUAAGUCUCGAGAAGUAUUUGUCAACUCGAUCCAUGCCACAAACAUUCCGCGUCUCGACAGUGCGGAAAAUGAUUAUCUCUGCGUGGUUACUGGGAAUUCUUGUGAUGCUGUUUCCCGCAGCCACGUACGACGGAAUGAGGGUCGACCUUAACGAAACCCAUUACACUGUCAUAUACCGAAAUGAUGAGCUUUUCUAUCCUUUCAAACUGACAUUUCUUCUUUUCCCAAUACAAUUUGUACUUCCCAUUUUGUUUAUAAUCUACGUUAAUGUAUCCUUAAUCAGAACUGUAUGCCAGCGUAAAAGGCAAAUCUGCUAUAGAAUGAACAAUGUUUUCAAGGCUCAUUUAAGAGCCACAAGAAUCAAAGGAAUAUCUCUUCUUAUAGCCCUGACAUUCGCCUAUAUUUUUCCUUUCUCUCUCUUUGUAGUCAAUGUAGCUUAUACACAGAUGGCUAAACCACAACGUGAUUUCUCAACUGACUAUAUGGUACGUUAUGGCAGUGGCAGUAUAGCAUUUCUAAACCCUUUGUUAAACUUCAUAAUUUACUUCGCUCAGAUGAAGGACUUCAGUGAAUUUUUAAAG
This is a messenger RNA of Porites lobata, 1011 nucleotides long. NCBI's taxonomy places the organism in Eukaryota, Metazoa, Cnidaria, Anthozoa, Scleractinia, Poritidae. The record is from the annotation of a GenBank genome assembly.